CGUCAGAGCUGGAAUGUGGCCUGUUGAAGACAGCCUGGAGAGCUGUACUGAGUUCCUGAAGAGCCCUUGGCUGCCUCCUUGGUGACCAGGAGGCAGAGAAGACAAAGAGUCCUUCACAGGGGUGGCCCCGGGGCAGGUUGAGGACAGAGGGAGGCAUAGCAGGCGAGAGCCAGGGUCCAUCCGGCCUGAGUUUUGGCUCAGUUCUGUAACUCUGCCGGGAAGAAUAUCUCUAAGCCUUGGUUUUCCCUUCUAUAGAACAAACCUAAUACUCUCCUCGUGGGCUGUGAAGCGUACACAAAGUAAUACAUGUAAAGUGCCUGGCACAGGCCCAACAGAUGAUAGUUGCUCUUUACCAGGGGUUGGUGACCUCUGAAGGAGGACACAUUGUGGACAAAGGCUGGCACCUGGAGUCCAGAUAGUUGGUUUGGCUAUCGAGGUGAAAGGGAAAACUUGAAGAGACUAAUGAAAAAAGUUGAGAGGAUGUCUGAAGAAAAAUGAAGACACUUGAGCAACAGGGAGCAAAAAUCUGCUAAGUUCCCUUAGACAUGCAGAAUCUAGAAACUCAACAGGAAUCAGUGACCUUUGAGGACGUGGCCAUCUACUUCUCUGAGAAUGAAUGGACAAGUCUGGACCCUGCUCAGAGGACCCUAUAUACGGACGUGAUGCUGGAGAAUUAUGGGGCUCUGGCUUCCCUGGCAGCAUUUCCAUUUCCCAAACCGGCUCUGAUUUCCCAGCUGGAGCGAGGGGAAGCACCCAGCUGCUCAGCUCCUCAGGGAGCUCUGGAUGGAGAGGGCCGGAGGGGUGUCUCCUCAGGAAAUCUAUUUUUAAAGUCUACUGGGAUCUCCCAUCUUAAGCAGGUAGAACCAUUGAACCUGAAACUGCAAGGAGAGUGUUCAAGCCUAAUUUGCACUGACAGUAUGUUAAAGAGUGAGAAAGAAGAAUCUAUUCUGAAGGAGGAGAUUUUUGAGGAGGCGAAGGAUCACAUGGUCCUAUCAAGUGGACCCCAGUGGUGUGGCUCCCAGGGAUUCUGGUUUGGAAAAAUAUGUGAUGCAGAGAAAUGCAGAGUAGGGAGAUGGCCUGACUACCACAGUGGGGAAAAUGUGAAGAACAUUGCAAAUGAUAUUAUAGAAGUGAUUGUCAAAGAUGAGAUGAUCUUAGUAGAAGAGAGUUCAGAGAAUACUGACAUUAAUUCCUGCCUUGUUAUACAUCAGAAGAUGAUAAGUGAGCAGGUAUUCUAUAUAUGUGAAGAAUGUGGUGAGUGUUUUGAUCAAAAUGACUUUGAUCAACAUCAGAGAAUUCAUAAUGGAGAGAAAGUCUAUGGGUGUAAGGAAUGUGGGAAGACUUUUAGUUUUAGAUCACAAUGCAUUGCACACCGGAGAAUUCACACUGGAGUAAAACCCUAUGUUUGUCAAGAAUGUGCUAAAGCCUUCGUCUGGAAGUCAAACCUGAUUCGGCAUCAGAGAAUACAUACUGGAGAGAAACCGUUUGAGUGUAAGGAAUGUGGGAAGGGCUUUAGUCAGAACACCAGCCUUACACAACAUCAGCGAAUCCACACUGGGGAGAAACCCUAUACUUGUAAGGAAUGUGGGAAAAGUUUUACUCGGAACCCAGCCCUUCUUCGACAUCAGAGAAUCCACACAGGGGAGAAGCCUUAUGAAUGUAAAGACUGUGGAAAAGGCUUCAUGUGGAACUCAGAUCUUGCACAGCACCAGAGAGUCCACACUGGGGAGAAACCUCAUGAAUGUACUGACUGUGGAAAAAGCUUCAUUUGCAAGGCACACCUUAUCCGACAUCAGAGAAUUCAUACUGGGGAAAGACCCUAUAAAUGUAAUGACUGUGGGAAGGCCUUCAGUCAGAAUUCUGUUUUGAUUAAGCACCAGAGACGCCAUGCUAGAGAGAAACCCUACAACUAUCAAACCUCUCACCUUCUUGAACACUGAAGAAUACAUAAUGGUGAUACUUACAAUUCUUAUGCUACUGAAGAUAUUGAGAAAUGACUUGUCCACAAUUUGCUGGACCUAUAAUAGUCAGUGUUAUCUUACCCUUCUCCUGAAAAGAUCCUGAAUUUUAGUGAGACUGGCCCCUCUGUUCAGCCAUGUUCAUACUAGGCAAUAUUUAGUUGAGCACCUACACUUAGAUACCAUGGUAAUCACUUUAUAUACUUUUUGAUUUUUUCUUAAUAAUUCAAUUAAGGUAGGUGCUCAUCUCAUUUACACAGGAGAAAUCCAAGGUUGAAAAGUUUAAAAAAACUCAUUCAUGUUUACUUAUGAGUUGUAGAAUUGAGAUUAGACUCAGGCUUAUCUAACUCCAGAGUCUACUGUUUAUUUGUGUACAUUUUUACUUCUGUCCAUAAUUGUUCAAAUUUCCCUGGGCUAAAAGUUUCCCUUCCUCAUCCGAGACCCAAUUCCUUCAACUGAACAGAAGUUACUUCUUCUACUUGCAAUUGGUACUGCACAAGUUGGUAUUUAAUUAUGUCCCAUCUUAUGUUUUCCUAAUAGUCUCUUUACUGUUAAUAUUGACUCCAGAUCAAUGGCUCUUCGAGGACCGACACUGCAUAUCUUUUAUGUUUUUCAAAUUUUGAAACUUAUUUAUUAUUGACUAGAUAUCUAACAUGCUCAUGAUAAAAGAAAUUAAUUAGUUCAAAAAAUAUGUUCAGUGAAAACUAAAUGCCCUUGUCACUCCUGUAUUCCAGUCCUCCUAGAGGAGGGAGUUGUGUAUCAUUGUUACAUGUUGUGUAUCUUUCUGGAUAUAGUCUUUCUAUAUAGCUAGCCAGUCAUGUAUUGCCUAACAAUUUUUUGGUCAAUAAUGGACCACAUAUAUAAUACACUGGUGGUCCCACUUAGCUAUAGCAUAUAAACUAGGUGUUUAGAAGGCUAUACCAUCUAGGUUUGCAUAAAUGUACUCUAUGACAUUCACACAAUGACAAAAUUGCUGAAUGACACAUUUCUCAGCAUGUAUCCCAGUUGUUAAGUGACACAUGACUGUAUAUGUACACAUAAGUAUUUAUUAAUACUAUUCAUAAGUCUACCUCACUGGAAACCUUACUUGACACAGAUGAGACUGUAGUUAAUUGCCAAAUGCAGGCCUUUUUCUCUUUCAGAACUUGUGGCUUUCUUUGAUGUUACCAAAGUUAACUUAAGGAAAUCAGUGGAAGGUAAUCUGGGUUGUGCAAUUUGGGAACCCUGAUUACUCUUGCACUACUAGAUAGCAGCCUGGGAAUGGGAAAAUGUAAAUCAAAUUUGGGAUUUUAUUUUAUU
This is a messenger RNA of Talpa occidentalis (Iberian mole), 3257 nucleotides long. RefSeq names its product zinc finger protein 662 (gene ZNF662). The coding region runs from base 546 to 1940 and encodes 464 amino acids. The record is from RefSeq and is a predicted model, not a curated record. Gene Ontology annotation, molecular function: DNA-binding transcription factor activity, RNA polymerase II-specific; RNA polymerase II cis-regulatory region sequence-specific DNA binding. Gene Ontology annotation, biological process: regulation of transcription by RNA polymerase II. The transcript has 5 exons. Lineage: Eukaryota; Metazoa; Chordata; Mammalia; Eulipotyphla; Talpidae.